Salvia splendens (bonfire salvia) is the source of this 1274-nucleotide messenger RNA. Its product is annotated as heat stress transcription factor B-4. Gene Ontology annotation, biological process: regulation of transcription by RNA polymerase II. Gene Ontology annotation, molecular function: RNA polymerase II cis-regulatory region sequence-specific DNA binding; DNA-binding transcription factor activity. NCBI's taxonomy places the organism in Eukaryota, Viridiplantae, Streptophyta, Magnoliopsida, Lamiales, Lamiaceae. Gene Ontology annotation, cellular component: nucleus. The record is from RefSeq and is a predicted model, not a curated record. The transcript has 2 exons. The coding region runs from base 114 to 995 and encodes 293 amino acids.
UACAGAGAUUGGAUUGUCACGGGUUUGUCUUGAAACACCCUUAAUUAUUUCACAAUUUCAGACACAUAUAAAAAUUUGCACCCCUCUCCUCUCCUCUCAUCAAUUAUCAAUCAAUGGCUUUGAUGAUGGACGGCUGCGACGGCAUACUCAUGUCUUUAGAGUCGCAGAAAUCCGUUCCGGCGCCGUUCCUGACGAAGACGUACCAGCUGGUGGACGACCCCUCCACCGACCACAUCGUCUCGUGGGGCGACGACGACUCCACCUUCGUCGUGUGGCGCCCCCCAGAGUUCGCCCGCGACCUCCUCCCCAACUACUUCAAGCACAACAACUUCUCCAGCUUCGUCCGCCAGCUCAACACCUACGGUUUCAGAAAGAUCGUCCCAGACCGGUGGGAGUUCGCCAACGACUUCUUCAAGAAGGGCGAGAAGCACCUCCUCUGCGAGAUCCACCGCCGCAAAACGUCUCAGCCGCACCAACACCCGAUCUCCCCCUCCGCCCCGGGAUUCUUCCCCUUCCCCAGCCGCGUCAGCAUAUCCCCGCCCGAUUCCGACGAAUCUCCUCUGCCGCAAACCACCGGAUUUCAAAACUCAUUCGCCGCGCUGUCGGAGGACAACGAGCGGCUGAGACGGAGCAACACCAUGCUGAUUUCGGAGCUCGCUCACAUGAGGAAGCUCUACAACGACAUUAUCUACUUCGUGCAGAAUCACGUCAAGCCCGUGGCGCCCGGCAAUUCCUUUCAUCAUUCUUCGAUGUUAAUUGGAAACCCUAGAAAAAUCCCUAAUUCCUCUUCUCCCAGCAAGAGCAGCCUCACGGUAGCGCUCGACACCGAGCCACCACCACCGCCUCAGUAUCGAACGAAGCUCUUCGGCGUAGCGCUCUCUUCCAAGAAGAGAUUGCACCCUGAGUACACCUCCACGACAGCCACCACCAACAAGACAAGGUUGGUUCUCGAAAAGGAAGAUUUAGGAUUCAAUCUGAUGCCUCCUUCUCCAUGAAAAGGUGUUUCUGACUUUUUGUUAGUUCGUGAAUGAGUGAGUGCUUGUAAAUACGACUGUAACCGCUUCAGUUAUUCAUCUUCUUCCCGUAGCACUGAUGCGGUUUUGGUUAGAGUUGAGAGAUUAUUUAAUUACGACGAUCGAUCAUCAUACUUUUUUUUUUAAUUUGAAAUUUGAAAAAUUAGGGUGAUGAUUGGAUCUCAACUCUUGUAUCUCUCUUUCUGUUUGUCUGGGUCAGAUUAAUUAAUGCUACCUGAAACUGAAACUUAUCUUUUUUCA